Molecule: messenger RNA, 9107 nt
Organism: Tyto alba (common barn owl)
Lineage: Eukaryota; Metazoa; Chordata; Aves; Strigiformes; Tytonidae
Gene: ELAVL1
Product: ELAV like RNA binding protein 1
Exons: 7
Coding region: 111-1205 (364 amino acids)
Cellular component (GO): ribonucleoprotein complex
Molecular function (GO): RNA binding
Source: RefSeq, a predicted model, not a curated record
GGGGCGGGGGCGUGGCCGGCGGCGCUGCGAGCGGCUUGUUGUGCGCGCUGCGGAGCCGUUAGCCUCCCGCUGCACAGGCCUUGCCGAGUCGGCGACAGAUAUAUUAUAAAAUGUCUAAUGGUUAUGAAGAUCACAUGGCUGAAGAUUGCAGGGAUGAUAUUGGUAGAACAAAUUUAAUUGUGAACUACCUCCCUCAGAACAUGACGCAAGAUGAGUUACGGAGUCUAUUUAGCAGUAUUGGCGAAGUUGAAUCUGCAAAACUUAUUCGGGACAAAGUUGCAGGGCACAGCUUAGGCUAUGGCUUUGUGAACUAUGUUACUGCAAAAGAUGCUGAAAGAGCAAUAAACACACUGAAUGGCCUCAGACUUCAGUCAAAAACUAUCAAGGUUUCCUAUGCUCGUCCAAGUUCUGAAGUUAUCAAGGAUGCUAAUUUAUAUAUUAGUGGACUACCGAGGUCAAUGACACAGAAAGAUGUAGAAGAUAUGUUUUCACGUUUUGGGCGCAUCAUCAACUCUCGCGUCCUUGUGGAUCAAACUACAGGUUUGUCCAGAGGGGUCGCAUUUAUCCGGUUUGACAAAAGGUCAGAAGCAGAAGAGGCAAUUACAAAUUUCAAUGGUCACAAACCCCCAGGUUCCUCCGAACCCAUUACAGUGAAGUUUGCAGCCAAUCCUAACCAGAACAAAAAUGUGGCACUGUUAUCGCAGCUGUGUCAUUCACCAGCUAGACGGUUUGGAGGGCCAGUGCAUCACCAGGCGCAAAGAUUCAGGUCAGCAGAGAAUCAGGAACUGCCACCGCCAUGUUCUUGGCAGAGAGCAGCACGUGUACCGCUUUUAAGUGGUUUGCAUAUCACCAGUGGUACACCACAGUUUGGGAACCCCUGGUUCUCUCCUAUGGGUGUAGAUCACAUGAGUGGGCUUUCUGGUGUAAAUGUUCCAGGAAACGCAUCUUCUGGCUGGUGUAUCUUCAUCUACAACCUUGGUCAAGAUGCUGAUGAGGGAAUCCUCUGGCAGAUGUUUGGCCCCUUUGGUGCGGUUACCAAUGUGAAAGUUAUUCGAGAUUUCAACACCAACAAGUGCAAAGGUUUUGGUUUUGUGACCAUGACAAACUAUGAAGAAGCUGCAAUGGCCAUAGCAAGUCUUAAUGGCUACCGCCUGGGGGACAAAAUCUUACAGGUUUCCUUCAAAACCAACAAGUCCCACAAAUAACUUGCUCGUGCUUUUUGUAUGGAAUAGAUAAUUGAGUGACAGAAGUUGAAACAUUUUUGUUAGUGUAAAACUCAUUUUGCGCCAAUUUUCACAAGUGUUUGUCUUAGUCUAAAUGAGAAGUGAAAAAGGUUUUAUAUUCUGGGAUGCAACUGACAUGUUCAAAUGUUUGAAAUCCCACAAUGUUAGACCAAUUUUAAGUUCCUUUAAGUUAUUUCAUUUAAAACAUGUUAAAAAUCCCCUGAAAACUUCAGUAGAUUGCAUUAACUAGACCCUCUGGAUGGUGGUAAAAUUGAAGCAUGCUUUCACUUAUGAGACUAACAUUUGUUCCAUUGAAUGUCUGCAAAAACUGGAAUUUUCUGAAAAAUAUCAGGCUGAAUUAAUUAAUUUUCUUGGUUUUUAUGUUGUUGUUUUUCCUACCCAUUCCCCUGACCUUCUCUACCCCAGACUCACUAGUAUGGAAGAAAAGUUGAGAAAUACUAAUGUUUUAGUUGACAGUAAAUUGUUUGAUCGUUUAAUAUUCAUUACUACAUAUAUAGUUGAGGAUUAGGCUUUUUAAAGUCAAGGUCUUGUAAGUAGUAGCAUGCCAGCAUAACUUUUAACACCAUUGAUGAGGUAAGUUGCACACUGAGCAGUGGCCAAGCUGUCAAAUUCAAAGGUUUUAGAAACAUUACUUUUAAAGCCCACUUUCUGAGAGGAAUGGACCAAAGAGUUUCAGAGAAACUCCGGGAAGAUUUCAGAGUCAAAAUGAAACUCCAAAAAGAGAGUGUGAAUAUAUGUUGCUACUUUAUCAAACUGAAUCUCUUCUGUCCAAAUACUUAAUGCAUGGUGCACUACUUACUGGUACAUUAUAAUGCAGCAAGAUACUUACUCAUUUUCAAAGAUCAUUAUAGUUUGAAUUCCUUUGGUAGUUCUAUUUUGUAAAGAAAAAACAGUUAUAAACAUUUGAGCAUUGUAUUUCUCGCAUCCCUUCUAAUGAGUGCUAGAUUUUUCUAUUUUAAUAGGAUUUUGUUUUGACAACUAGCUUUACUUAUUGAACACUCAGCAGAAAAGUACUUACUACUUGCAAGUUAGAUAUUAACAGAAAAAACCUUUGAUUUGUAGAUUUAAAGAUUAAUCCCCCAAGUUUUCUGCAGACUGCCUUGAAACUUUGAGUUGUUCUGUUUCUGUUAAUUUUCUUUUGCUUUUUUGUGUUUUUUGUUUGUUUUUACUUUUGCAUUUAAGAACAUUAAAUUUGAUUUUGUUUUGCUCAAAUUUUGUUUUGUUUUUUAUUUUCUGUUAUUUUUUUGCUAAGUAUUGCACGAAGUGUCCAGCUUUCAAAGAGUGUUGUUUUAAAAAACUGUAUUCCUCUUUAAAGAGUUUUAAGUUACUCCUUUGACAGAUGAGUAGAAGAAGAAGGGUUGUGAAACAAGAGCACAACAAUAAAUCUGUCACAUAGUUUCUGUGUGCCACGAACUGAUGUAACCCUGAAGGCGUUCUAUGGUAGGAGACCUGGAAAGGAUUACUCCAUCAGGUAAAGGCUGCGUAAGGAUACUGUACAUGACUAGAGCACAGCCUGGGCAACUUCCAGGUCUAAAGUUUAUGUUCAGUUGCCAGAAGGUAGAUCAAACAUGAAUAGGAGGUCAUUGGCACUUUUACUGCAGUGUCUCCUUUUUUUUGCGUGAACCUCUACCAGUCCCAAAGCUUGUUGUCAAAUUUCAGAGGCCGUUCCGUGCUGCCUGCUCGUGUCACUCCGUUCGUAGCUGGCCUUGCCUUGUGUUUGCAAUUGUUUCUCCUCUUCCGCAGUAGGAUCUGCAGUCUUGCACAGCCCGAAGGAGUCUGCAUCGCCAUCUCUGCACCCUGCCACCGAAGAGCAGCAGAACUGGCUGCCCCUCUGCAUUAAUUACCUUCAGCAGAGUCCCGGGAGCUGCUGGUAUUUCUGGAACUGCCUAUGGCACACUUAAGGCCGAGUAGAUGGGCCCUGGCACAGUGCACAGCCUCCCGCUGGCUUUGAGCUCGUGUGCCACGAACGUCACUGGAAUUUUUGCUAUUAGGUUCAGCCUCGCCUUUCCUGCCAGUGCUGUUCACUCUGCCAUCUCUUGAGAGGCACGAUGGUCUGUAAAACAGUGACUGUGACAGACCCACCAACCGACUCCGACCCCCCAAAGUGUGCUCUCAGGCUGUCCCAGAUGUUUCCACCAAUUUAUCAUAAUUCACUUAUCACUUCAGUGGAUACUACUUUUCUGUGUACAAGGAAUUUGGCCGCAUUCAGGGGUUCUCUCCCAAGUUAAAAGAGCACAGUGUAGGGAUGUCCUCAUGCUGUGUCCCAUCACCUUUUAAAUUGACACUGUCCUGGUUCACAGGAGGGUCUGCCAUCGUUUCCAAUUCCCUGUCAUUCUCUCUUGCCUUAUUUCAUGUAAGAUUAAUUUUCAAACUAAAUGAGAGUUCCUGUUUUAUCACAGCAUUUAGAUGGGUGCUCAGACUUCCAACAAAUGACAUCCAAAAUACGACUUUGCAUCAGUAAUCAUAACAAGCAUGCUGGUCGUAGCAACCGUAUUGGCAGCACGCUGCUGUGAGCUCACCAGCUGUCACUUUUUUUAAAAACUUUUCUUGGAGGCUUUUUGGCAUCGCUGUCAUCUGACUACUUCCCUAUAUUUCCAUCUUUCUUUGCUAAAUAAGAAGGAAAUACAGGAAAUUGUUUCAGUAGUGGUAUGAAAACAUCUCUUUUAGGAAACAUCUAAUCCCAGCUUUCUUUGAUAGUAGCUCUGAAAAUAGUUACCAGGCAAUUUGUGUGAGCAAAGCACUGCUGCUUGAGUCAGCAGGAAAAGAGGAGAAAAAAAACCUGCUGAAUUAUCAAGAGCUGGUACCAGAAGUGUACGGUCUGCACCAUUCUAACAGUCAAGAAGUACCUGACAUAAAUAGCUGAAGUCAAGAAAAAAUAUAUAUAUUCUUCCUACUUUUGGUCCUAAACAAUAGCCCGUGCAUCCUACUAGUAAAAAACAAAAGGAAUCUUCUGGAAGUGGAAACUAAAAUUAUAACAAGUAACUUGCCAGCGGUUUUUGCUGCCCAAAAGGUGGGAGCAACUGCUUUGCUUACCACACCACCCAGCAUAGCCUCCUUUGAAGCUCUCCCUUGGACAUACUUGUUUGAAGAGAGGUUUUUGCCUCUUAAUCCUCAGGGAGUUUAGAGAAACUGCGGAUAGACUCUGCUUUUUUAUCCUUUAAUUUGAUGAAACAUAGACAUUUUUUUCAGGUGACAUUUCUGUCUCUGUGCUUAAAAGGUCUUUGUAAAACCAAAGACCUGUCACAAACCAGAGGUCUCACCUUUCUCAUGAGAUCCAGUAGCCUCAGUAAGAUAGAGAAUACUAGAAAUUCUUCAGUGCUGGAUUAGGACGGGAUGAUCAUAUUUCAAAGACCUGGAUUUAAUGGUCCAUGCUGGAACUGUGCUGCAGGGAACACCUGUGAUGGGAAUGUUUUGGGGUCCUUUAGAGUAGGUUAAAAGCCUCUCAGGACACCUCCAGGUACUGAAGGAUCGGGUGUAAUUCCCGAUGAAAACGCCUAGUUACGGCCACGCUGCUGCUGCAGGCUCUUGCGUGUGUGUUGAAGAGAAUUGCGGUGCCUCGGAGGCCAAGGGCAUAGGGGGUUUGUGCCAGCAUUUUUGAAGGGAUCUAUCUGGCUUUUUGUGAACCUGCAAUUUGGUGACGCCAUUUCCUUUUUACACCUUAUCAGACAGACAAUUAUGGUGACAAAAUGAGAAGCUUAUCUGUCGGUGUUGAAGAAGAAAAGGGGAGAGGCUUUUUCAUCAGUCUCAUUUCGGCCAGGGUAGCUAGCCUCAGAGCUGAAGAUCUGCCAACUGCGAAUGCGAACAGCAGGGCCGGGGAUACCCUUGUCAGGCUUCAGCUGGGCUCUGUUUUCAAAUGGACCUGUUUGCUUCGUGUCCAGAGCUCACCUGCUUUCGACAGGAGAGGAUCUGUUUGGAUGGGAAUGCUUAGCACUUCAGCAGAAACUGGCAUUUGCUUUUCUAACUUUUUCAGGUGGUGAGUCACCUCGGGUUUUCACUUUGCUGACCUUGAGCCAAGUCCGUGUACAAAUCAGUCACCUUUGGCUUCUGUGGCAACAAAAAGGCAUCUUUCUGUGUGAGGGCAGGGUCGUGACUUCAGGGCUUUGAAUGUUAAGCCAAUUAUCUUUUUCAGGAAAUGUUACCAGUUGAAUAUCUGGUGUUAUUUUAAUUAUCGCUUUGUCACUCUUCCCUUUAGAAUCACUUUGGUUUAUCUCGUAUUUCUUUUGAAAGGGAAGUUCUGCUGCCCUUGAUACCUAUCCUUUUCUUUACUUUUUUCAAAUACUACUUGUAUCUGACACUCCAGGUAGUCUCUUACCAGGCCUAGGCACGGCUGCUGAACACGCUUGUUAUGGGGCUGCUUCCAAAACUGCACAUGAGCAGUCGUCAUUCUCUUCAGGAUGGUGGAGUUUCACUCUAAAAUGAGACAAUGCCUAGUUAAGAGCAAAACUGCCCUGGUCGUGGUUGAAAACCACCUCUAAGCAAAUUUCUCUGAAGAUAUUCUGGUCUCUAGUUGUGUUGUACAGAAUAAAAACAAAUUUUAAAAAAUUAAUCAGGUUUUCUUAGUAUGUAAAAAAACUUGAGAUUUUGUCAAAACCAAAAUUCCUUAAAGACUUUAUCCAGACUUGGUCUUUCCCAGUCUGUUGAUUUAUUAAUAAAAGUUUUUGUUCCUAUUUGGCAACUUACAAUUGCUUCCCAGAUUUCCACUAUGAAUGGAAUUCACCCCUGUGCAGAAAGCUAGCCAGAAGCCUAAUCACAAUUGAAAUUUUGUUAAUCAUUUGCAAUUAGGGAAAUUUCACAGUAACUACAGAAAAGGACACGAAUGUUGCUGUGUACUUUGUAUAAAUUGGCAGAGGCAAGUACAGUGCCUUCAGAUGAGGAGAUGGCAACAUGAGAAAAGCUGUAAGCAUGCGUGGAAUCAAAACGGCUUAAUGUGCUGAGUUCUCCUGUGAUUCCAUUUUAGAAGGUGUCUGUGUGCUAAAGCGUUGAAUUUAUUUUGUUCUUCAAGCUACGUGGUCCUCAGUUUGGUUCCCCCGACACGCUGUGCUCCACCCUUGUGUCUAGAGGGAGGGGAACCGGCGCUGCAGUUAGCGUUGCCUCCUGGGCUGAGCGGGGGCCGAGCCCUUGGCUGCCGCGCGCCCUGGGCCUGGGAAGGGCCUGGCACCCACGGGGGGGGGGUCAGGAAACACCCCUGUCCCGACCAGCGUCCCCACCGUGGCCGGUGUCCACGCGUAAUUUCCCUUCCCUUUGGUUGGUCACGUUUUUUCGUGUAUCUGUGUCAUGAUAGCAUGAAAGCCACUGAAAACGCAGAGGCGCAGUCACUGAAGUCAGAUACGUUUCUCCCUGCAGUGAGUACGAGCUGGUCAGUUUAUGAUCGCUUGCGUUUGUCCCGGUGACCAAAGGGUGUCAGCGUGGAGAGGACACCGGUUUUUUUUAGGGGCGUUGAACAUCGUAGUAAUGUUAUUUAUACAAAGCAAUUAAGAAGCUUUAACAAAAAAAAAAAAAAAAAAAAAAAUUGGCAUAGCUACAUUUAUAGAAACACUGUUCAGCAGUUAAAACCAAAAUGAUGAAAUAACUGUAAAGGUGAUCCGUUAUUUUGAAUGCUAAGUUUUGGAAAUGAAUAGUCUCUAAGGUCCUUAAACAUUUAUUAUAAUUUUAUGUUGCUUUAAUGUUCUGGGUAAGGUCAAUAAAGUAGAGAUUCUUCAAAUACUUCAGGAGAGAUUUUUUUUCAGUGUAUUCUGAACUGUAAUAACUGAAGUUACUUUUUGGAUAGUUUACAGUUACACAUGUGCUUUUAGAAAAACCUUCGGGAAUGUCCCCAUGUUUACUUUUUUAACAAAAUAAACAGGUCUUAUAAUAAAAAACUGUUUAUUGAAAGUAGGUCCUCUGAUAUAUAUACCUGCAAAAUGUUAGGGUUUGUGGGAGGUUUUUUAACAUGCAGUUUUUUGUGAGCUGCUGACGGUGAUAUCAUGGUUCGAUCACAGAAAUCAAAUACAGAGCGAUUUGUCCUAAUGCUACCUCUGUCAUAAGGGUACCCUAUCUUUGACUUCUGUAAUGAGGAAAUUUGUCCUUUGUAACACUGUCAGUGAAGCACCUUACUGUAACAUUUCUACUUCUAGGCUCCUAAGAAUAGCUUUAGAGUGGAGGGACCAAAUUCCCAGUCAGCAUAAGAAAACACAGCUCCCUUGAGCUCCCUUAGUGGAGCUGCACUUGUUUUAUUUUUUUUUUGUUUCAAUUCCACCCCACCCCUGAACUGAAUUUGUCACCCUAAGUACUUUAAUCUCUAUAUUUGGAAGCAGAAGACUGUCUGCCAUAGGCGAGUUCCACUAACGUAGCUCUGCACUUCUCAAUGUUGGAUGCUCAGCACGACAGAACUGAUAAAUAUGAAGGUCAAAAAGCUAGUGUUUAUUUUCAAUGUUUAUUAUACCGUAUUGGUUUUUUACAUAUUAAUUUAAAAAAUGUGGAGUUCCUAAAAAGGGUCGCAAUUACAUCCCUCUUGCUUGUAGGAGGUGGUACCUGCAUAUUUUGUGACUUCUUCAUGACACAGCUGGCAGAAUGGAAAAUUGCAGUUAAGUGUCCACUCUUAAAUUAAUUAGAUACAGCAUCACUUUUGUUAUUGCUUUUUUGUAGUAGUCUUAGGUAGUGAAACGAAACAAAACUGUGUCAUUUUCUCCUUCUGCAUGAUUUAAAAACGAGUUGAAGCCUUCACGAUCUCUAAAGCAAAACACAACACCCAGUGAGUGGAUUGGACUUUAAAUCCUGUUGCUGUUUUUUCCGUCUUGCUGCGGUCAUUUGUUUUCUGUCACACUUGGUAAAACAUUGACAAAGGUUGAACCAGAAAUAUUUUUCUGUUGAGUGGAACUUUCAGCACUUAAAUUCUUUUUGUUGAUAAUGAUGGAAAAUCAGUAAUAGUAGAACUGCCACCUGAAACCUUGAAAAAUUGCUACUGUGUUCACGUUUUAGAAUCCUUUCGCAUACUAUUAUUCCUUACUUCUAAACAUUUUUGAGCAACUUUUCAGUCGUACAGCUGAACUUUUUCACUUGGUCAUUGAGAAGAAAAUUACUUGAGACAUUUGAAGCAUAAGUUGGGAUAAACCUUUAUUUGACCAGUAAUUUUGAAUAAUACUGUACUUCUAGUCUUUUUAUUGAUUUAAUUUCCCUUAACUUAUGUAAUCUUUUGUUUAUAAAUUAAUCUGUUUGUGGGACAGAAGGUUUUAUCAAUUGUUUUCCAUACUGUACAGUAUAUGGUUAAACAUUUUGUAUAUUUAGUGUGUUUUUAAGUUAUUGAUUUGUUUUAUAUCAAAUAAUUUAUUUUUCAGGUACCAUUUUCAUUUAAACUUUGUUUUUACAUGGGUUUAUUUUAAAUAAAGUAUUACACUGCUUUCCAAAUGUCUAAAAUGAAGUUGAAUCCCAUUGUGUUAUUUUGAGACUACAUAUGUAAAUUAACUUAUUUUAGAAUCAACUGCAAAAAUGUACCAACUUCAUACUUCGGUUGUGCUUCGAUCCAAGUGCUUGGAAAUUUUCUGCAAUUAUUUUUGAGCAAUUUGAAAAAAUUGGAAUUUUCAUAUUGAAACGGUUCAAAGAUUUGUUGAGUGAAGCAGCAGCUUUGUAGAAUCCCGUGGAUGGAAUUAUGAGCAUUGUUUUCUAUAUGGUAUUUUCAAAAUUAAAUGAAACAACGCCUAGAUAUUUUAUGCUAGUGUUAAUGCUUAAAAUGAAAUGAUCUGUCAAUAGCGCAAAGGAGUUUUGUACUUUUGCCACAUGUUCAUUACUGGUUUUGUUGAGUACUUGUUUGGAACAUACUCACGAUGUUUUUAAAUGAUCCGUGAUGAAAGGUGAUGUACUUCAAAAUAGAAUUAGGCUUUUACUUAA